CUUGCAGUGACACAUACCAGAGAGUACGCGGGGAGUCGCGAGAAAUCUGGAUGUACCAGCGCUACAAGCUCAUCAUCGACCUGGACCGGCGGGACAGCCUGCCUCCUCCACUGGUCAUCUUCCACUACAUCUACAUGCUGGGCCGCUACUUGUGCUGGUGCUGGAAGUGCAGAAUUGUCACUAAGAUCAAAGUGGCGUAUGGAGAGAAGACCUACUCCAGCCAGGACAUGGUGGAUGGGGGGCUGGAUGUUCCAGAUGGAGAGGAACUUGAUGAAGACAGGUUCAGCUUCUGGAAGUCCUGUGCUCACAGCUUCAACUCUAGCCAAAGGAAACAGGCAGCCCAGGAGGAUAAACAAAUGACACAGAAUGAUGUCUAUGAGCAGGUGAGCGAUGACCUGUCCCGCCUGGACGUCCGGGUGAGGAGGAGGCACGACCGGCUCCACGAUCGCGUCGUCAAGGUGGAGAAAAUGAUGCAGGAGAGCAUGCUGACUCUGGAGACCAUCAAACACCUGCUCCUGACAAAAGGUGGGUCACCAUGGUUACUGUUGCCAUGGGAACUGUUGCUAUGGAAACUGUUGCUAUGUAAGGUCGAAGGAUGAUGCAGGAGAGCAUGC
Messenger RNA from Branchiostoma floridae (Florida lancelet), 614 nucleotides. RefSeq names its product transient receptor potential cation channel subfamily M member 3-like. Lineage: Eukaryota; Metazoa; Chordata; Leptocardii; Amphioxiformes; Branchiostomatidae. The transcript has 3 exons. The record is from RefSeq and is a predicted model, not a curated record. Bases 51 to 599 code for a protein of 182 amino acids. Gene Ontology annotation, molecular function: ADP-ribose diphosphatase activity.